This is a messenger RNA of Pseudopodoces humilis (Tibetan ground-tit), 4281 nucleotides long. Lineage: Eukaryota; Metazoa; Chordata; Aves; Passeriformes; Paridae. The record is from RefSeq and is a predicted model, not a curated record.
UGAGCGGGCGCUGAGCGGGCGCGGGCCGCACCAUGGCCGCCAAGGACAAUCCCUGCAGGAAGUUCCAGGCCAACAUCUUCAACAAGAGCAAGUGCCAGAAUUGCUUCAAGCCCCGCGAGUCCCACCUGCUCAACGACGAGGAUCUCAACCAGGCCAAACCCAUUUAUGGUGGCUGGCUGCUGCUGGCCCCAGAAGGAACGGACUUUGACAACCCCGUCCAUCGCUCUCGGAAAUGGCAACGUCGGUUCUUCAUCCUCUACGAGCACGGGCUGCUGCGCUAUGCCCUCGACGAGAUGCCGACCACCCUCCCACAGGGCACCAUCAACAUGAACCAGUGCACGGAUGUGGUGGAUGGGGAGAGCCGGACAGGGCAGAAGUUCUCCUUGUGCAUCCUGACGCCGGAGAAGGAGCAUUUCAUCCGGGCUGAGAACAAAGAGAUCAUCAGUGGGUGGCUGGAGAUGCUCAUCGUCUAUCCCAGGACAAACAAGCAGAAUCAGAAGAAGAAGAGGAAGGUAGAGCCCCCAACUCCCCAGGAGCCUGGUCCUGCUAAAAUGGCUGUGACCAGCAGCAACAUUCCCAGCGCUGAGAAGAUCCCUGCCACCAAGUCCACGCUCUGGCAGGAAGAAAUGAGGGGCAAGGACCAAGCAGAUGGGGGCAGUGGCAUUGGCCCAGCCCAGAGCCCUAUGCAAGGCCAGGCUGGGGCUGCCAGCUCCAUGAAGGAUCCUGUGCUGGACAGCAAGGAAGAGGAGAGCUCCAUGAACGGAGACCGGAUAGACUGCGGGCGGAAGACGCGUGUCGAGAGCGGGUACUUCUCCUUGGAGAAGACCAAACAAGACUCGAAGCUGGAAGAGCAGCAACUGCCACCCCCGCCAAGCCCACCCAGCCCCAGCACCCCGAACAACAGGAGAUCCCAGGUGAUUGAGAAAUUCGAGGCACUAGACAUUGAGAACGCGGAGCACAUGGAAACGAACGCGUCAGGAGGCGCUGCCCUUUCCAGCGAGACGCGGCAGGGCAGGAGCGAGAAGAGGGUUUUCCCACGGAAGCGGGACUUCACUUGUGAAGGAGCAGCCGUGGGCUCCAUCCUGGAUGUGUCUGCGUCACCUCUGUCCCCACACCGCCGGGCAAAGUCACUGGACAGAAGGUCCACAGAGUCCUCUAUGACGCCUGACCUGCUGAACUUCAAGAAGGGCUGGUUGACAAAGCAAUAUGAGGAUGGGCAGUGGAAGAAGCACUGGUUUGUGCUGACUGACCAGAGCCUGAGAUACUACCGGGAUUCAGUGGCAGAGGAGGCAGCUGACCUGGAUGGAGAAAUCGAUUUAUCCACGUGCUACGAUGUCACUGAGUACCCAGUUCAGCGGAACUACGGCUUCCAGAUCCAUACAAAGGAAGGGGAGUUCACCCUCUCUGCCAUGACGUCGGGCAUCCGCCGCAACUGGAUCCAGACCAUCAUGAAACAUGUUCGCCCCACCACUGCUCCCGAUGUAACGAGCUCGCUGCCGGAAGAGAAAAGCAAAACAAGUUCUUCCUUCGAGACCAGUCCAAAGCCGAGCGAGAAGCCGGAUGUGGAACAAGCUGAGCUGGACACGGAGCAGAAGCGGAGCCGUGCCCGGGAACGCCGACGAGAAGGACGGUCCAAGACCUUUGACUGGGCUGAAUUUCGCCCCAUUCAGCAGGCCCUGGUGCAGGAGCGUGCCAACGCUGCAGACUCCUCCAGUAGCAGCUCGGCCGCCUUCCCCAGGGACACCGGAGCCGCCGACACCGACCCGGGAGAGCUGGAGCGGGAGCGGGCCCGGCGGCGGGAGGAGCGGCGCAAACGCUUCGAGAUGAUCGAUGCCGUGGAUGGGGCAGGGUCAGAAGAGGCACUGAGGAUGGAGGUGGACAGGAUCCUGCCCGUCCCAGCAGACAUCAAGCCACAGAACGUCCACGUGGAGAUCGAGCAGCGCUGGCACCAGGUGGAGACCACCCCUCUGCGGGAGGAGAAGCAGAUCCCCAUCACACCCCUGCACCUCGCCCACACCGAGGAACGGGAAGAGGGGCUGACGAAGCAGCACCUGACCACACUGCUGGAGAAGGAGCUGGAGCAGAAGCAGAAGGAGGCCCUGGAGCUCCUGGAGCAGAACCGGCACCUGCAGGAUCAGCUGAAAGUGGCUCUGGGCCGGGAGCAGAGCGCCCGGGAGGGCUACGUGUUGCAGGCAACAUGUGAGAGGGGCUUUGCAGCCAUGGAGGAGACACACCAGAAGAAGAUCGAGGACCUGCAGCGGCAGCACCAGCGGGAGCUGGAGAAGCUGCGGGAGGAGAAGGAUCGCCUGCUGGCAGAGGAAACGGCUGCCACCAUCUCAGCCAUCGAAGCCAUGAAGAAUGCGCACCGGGAGGAGCUGGAGCGGGAGCUGGAGAAGUCCCAGCGCUCCCAGAUCAGCAGCGUCAACGCCGACAUCGAGGCCCUCCGAAGGCAGUACCUGGAGGAGCUGCAGUCAGUGCAGAGGGAGCUGGAGGUGCUUUCGGAGCAGUAUUCCCAGAAGUGUUUGGAGAACGCCCACCUGGCGCAGGCGCUGGAGGCUGAGAGGCAGGCCCUCCGCCAGUGCCAGCGGGAGAACCAGGAGCUCAACGCCCACAACCAGGAGCUGAAUAACCGCCUGGCUGCGGAGAUCACGCGAUUGCGGACCCUGCUGACCGGGGAGGGUGGGGGAGAGGCUGCUGGGUCGCCUCUCACGCAGGGCAAGGACGCCUACGAGCUGGAGGUCCUGCUGCGGGUCAAAGAAUCCGAAAUCCAGUACCUGAAGCAGGAGAUCAGCUCCCUCAAAGACGAGCUGCAGACAGCACUGAGGGAUAAGAAAUACGCCAGCGACAAGUACAAAGACAUCUACACGGAGCUGAGCAUCGUCAAGGCCAAGGCAGACUGUGAUAUCAGCAGGUUGAAAGAGCAGCUGAAAGCAGCCACAGAAGCUCAGGGAGAGAAAUCCCCUGUGAACACCACUGUAUCGGGAUAUGAUAUUAUGAAAUCAAAAAGCAACCCUGAUUUCUUGAAGAAAGACAGAUCCAGUGUUAGCCGGCAACUAAGGAAUAUCAGGUCAAAGUCCGUUAUUGAGCAGGUCUCAUGGGAUAACUGAAAUGAACCCGAGUCCAGGUUCCCUGCCACAGUCUGAAGGAAGGCCUGACUGUGCAAGAACGCCUGAAGCUUUUUGAAUCCAGGGACUUGAAGAAAGACUAGUUCUCCCCGCUCCGCUUGACCACGCGCACCUCCCAGCUUGAGGCAGCACAGCACCAGCACCGUUUGUCUCUCGUUCCUUACGAUGUCCUCGCUGUCGUUCGUCCUGACGCCCCGACGGGACCCGGCGCCGCGGUGGCGGUGCCCCCCUCGCCUCCCCAGCUCCUUUCCCUGCUUGUGAGAUGCUCCAGAGACUCUGAGAGGGAGAGGAAGGGAUUGGAGUGGGGUUUUCCCCCCCCUCUCUUCGGCGCUUUGUAGGAGAAUCCUUUCUUUACUGUAAACCAUUACACUAAGUGUCAGUAUUAAGGCUCAGUAGCCUGUUAAUAAGCUAUAGCUCUGUCGGGAAGAGCGAGCAGGGCCUGGGUGGUGUCAGCCAGACCGAGCUCUUACUGCUGUCUAGAGACCCCGUGCUCAGAGCACACCAGGAGCCUGAUCUAAUCAUUGAUCUCGACUGCAUUUCUUGCACCUGCAAGGGGGGAAAGCCGGGGGAAGCUGUCGGGGAGCGCGAGUCCGUGCCGGCGUCCGCAGCCUGGAGGUACAACACUGACAUCUCGCUGGAGAAGGAUGCAAGAAGUGAUUCUCCUGCCCCGUGACUGUGCCGUAUCCUGAAUGUAGGUGCCACCGAAGCCUGGCAAGCUUUGGUGGCUGCCCAGGUGGUUGUGGAUGGGGAGCUGCAGCUACUGACGUGCACCAUCGAGUCGGCCCCGUCGGCGCGUCCUCGCUCCCGUCUCGCUGGUGGUCGGAGUUGGUGUUCCAGGGGCCGAGCUGUAAGAUCACUUUCUUGCCUCUGUUAGAUCAAGCCCAGCACUCUUUUUUUUUUUUUUUUUUUUUGCUGUUACUCCCUUCCUCUCAUUGAAUCCUGUGUAUCCCAGGGUCUGUGCGCAUGUGAAACUCCCUUUUCCUAGUCAAAGGAAAGUAGAGUAGAAAGUAGAGCCAAUAUUGACUGAAAAUGCACAGUGCUCAAUGCAUAUAAUGCUCCUUUUUUACCAGCUUCUUGAAUUCAACUCUUCUUGUCAGCAGGGCAGCUCCUAUUUUAAUUCUUUAAUCUUUUCCUGAAAUAAAAAUCUCAAAACCAG